AUGUUUGUUGUGGCAGAAGCUGAUAUGCGUAUGGCAGUCGUUGCGCAACCGAUUCCUGUGUCGGAGACUCCUGCUCUACAGACGGGGAUUGUGGUGGAAAAGGUGAAUGCUGUUUUUCGAACAAAUGUACGACGUACGGUUGCCCAGAAUGUGGUUCAAAUUCACACUGUUCUUCCUCGGAGUACUGUUGUAAACAUCGAUACCACAACGAUCACAACGUCUGUAGACGCAGCUGUGUCGGGGAGACAUGCCACUCGAGUUCUGAUUGCGGAGGUCCGUCGGAAUACUGUAGUACUAGGAGUAAAAUAUGCUGGAAAGCAGGGCGUUCCUGUUCGACCGACAGUGAUUGUCGAGGAGAUGGCGAAUGUUGUAAAUAUUCCAAAUGCGUUACAGUUGGUUGCCCGGAAUGUACCUCGAAUUCUGGCUGCUAUUCGUCGAGGUAUUGCUGUUAGCGAGAUACUCUCGCUAGUGUGUGUCGCAUAG
This is a messenger RNA of Paramuricea clavata, 483 nucleotides long. Lineage: Eukaryota; Metazoa; Cnidaria; Anthozoa; Malacalcyonacea; Plexauridae. The record is from the annotation of a GenBank genome assembly.